Cyprinodon variegatus (sheepshead minnow) is the source of this 1187-nucleotide messenger RNA. RefSeq names its product homeobox D8 (gene hoxd8). The annotation marks the transcript as partial. The record is from RefSeq and is a predicted model, not a curated record. Gene Ontology annotation, cellular component: nucleus. Gene Ontology annotation, molecular function: DNA-binding transcription factor activity, RNA polymerase II-specific; RNA polymerase II cis-regulatory region sequence-specific DNA binding. Gene Ontology annotation, biological process: embryonic skeletal system morphogenesis; anterior/posterior pattern specification; regulation of transcription by RNA polymerase II. Lineage: Eukaryota; Metazoa; Chordata; Actinopteri; Cyprinodontiformes; Cyprinodontidae. The transcript has a single exon.
CUUGCAGUCAAUCCAAAUCACGUCGGCCCGGAACCAAAGCGGCUGCGCACGGCCUACACGCGCCAGCAGGUCCUGGAGCUCGAGAAGGAGUUCCACUUCAGUCGCUACCUCACGCGCCGCCGCCGGGUCGAGGUGGCCCACGCGCUCUGUCUGUCGGAGCGGCAGGUGAAGGUGUGGUUCCAAAACCGACGCAUGCGCUGGAAGAAAGACAACAAGCUGCCGAACACCAAAGGAAGGAGCAAAAAUAAGAAAGCGAUGGACAGCAACAAAAACAGCGACAGCAGCACCGUGAAGACGGCGAUAACAGUCUGAAAAGACGCUGUUCAGUCCGAAAACAUUUGAGCCGCUCAAAAACAUCCAUUAACACCAAGAAAUCUUGAUCUUUCUUAUUAUUCAUAAUAUUAUUAUUUUAAAGAAGCUGCACCAACUCUUAGCCCCGUAUAUGAAUAAUCAAUGAAUGUAUGAUGGCAACCUGAGCGGUUUCAGACGGCCUGUCAAAAAUUACUCCCCACCCCAGAUACAAGAGAUGUUGAGUCCUUUGGAGAAAACAGGGUUUUUAUUUUUUACAGGGUAAAAAACCAAAUAAUACAGGGUUUUUUUUUUAUAGCUACAUAGAAAUCUAAAACUGUCUAUAAUUUAUGUGCGCGUUACCAAAAUGGUCAGCAAGCCGCCGCUUAUAUAAACAAGACCAAACUGUUCAGCGGCUGCAGGACAAUUGUUGGAUAAAUGUUUUAGCAGUUUGUAGGAAAGUAGCCAUAUGUAUUAUUUGUUUGUUUGUUUGUUUUUUAAAAAUCAUAAUAAAGAAAGGGAUAAUGCGUUUUAAGGAACAAGUUAAAGACCAGCUAAAUUUUGAUGCACAUUGGUGUAAAUUCAGCUGAUUCUCUCAGGGUUACAUGCUCUCACAAAAAAAAAAGAUAAAAUAAAAUAAAAAAUCUUCCCGAAAUAUUUAAUUUGUCAAUUUCCAUUCAUUUCCCCCCAAAGAGAAAAUACUUGUUUUUCCCAUUCCAGUUUAAUACAGCUUAAAAGCCUGUAUCUAUUUUUUAAAUGUUAUUUUUAAGCGCAUUUUACUCCUUGAUUGACUAUUUCCCUUUGCUAAUUGUACGUCCAUGGUUUGAAAACAAAAUCUCAUGUUGUGGAAAAUUUUUAUAUGUGUAAAUGUUUUUUGAUAAAAUAGAUGACAAAAAAUA